AUGCUCAAGGAAGCCAGCGAGCUGGAGCACAGGAUGACACGAUUCAGAGCUGAGGAGCUGGAGCAAGCUCUCGAGAAUGCGGUGGCAGUGGCCCGAGAUGAGAAUGUCGACGCGAGUAAAACAUCCAAGACAAUCGGCGAGGUUUUCGAGUCGCAGCAGGAGAACCAAGCUCUGCUGCAAGCGAAGCUCGACACCAUCACAAACAAUCUCCUGGCCAUGAAGGAAGAGCUUCACAAGCAGUCGGCGAAUCGGGUUCCGCAGUUUACUGGCGGAACUGGUGACACGGUCGAAGCAGACCAGGACAAAGACUCCCGGCCCCAGCGAGCUGCUGUAGCCGAGCUGAACGAGGUUGAGAAGCGACAGGUGGACAGGUUCAUCGAGACGUACUCGCCUUUCGUCACCAUGGUUCAGCGAAUUGUGCCAUGCCCGUCGAGCACCGUAUGGUCCGCCGGAGUGAAUGCUGGAGCCGUUUUGCAGACGCUUCAUGAAAUCUGCGCCGUGACCCCGCGAGCAGUUGCAAACAUCACGAGAUUCAUGAGAACGCAAGAGCCGCACGCGUGGUUCUGCGCUCGUGCCGCGGCUGUUGGCUCGCCUUCUAGCAUACGGACUUCCGAGAUAUUGUGCGACCGCCUCCUUUGCUAUCACGAUUACUUCCAAAUCUCUCCUCGUGAGACCGAAAGGGUUUCCUGGUAUAGAGCUCGCUUCGUACCUCGCGGGACAUCUUCUGUUGCCCAGCACGGUAGCACUGCGCUCGGUUUUGGCGGUUAG
This is a messenger RNA of Parathielavia appendiculata, 768 nucleotides long. RefSeq lists its product as uncharacterized. The transcript is spliced from 3 exons. The coding region runs from base 1 to 768 and encodes 255 amino acids. Lineage: Eukaryota; Fungi; Ascomycota; Sordariomycetes; Sordariales; Chaetomiaceae. The record is from RefSeq and is a predicted model, not a curated record.